Molecule: messenger RNA, 4064 nt
Organism: Centropristis striata (black sea bass)
Lineage: Eukaryota; Metazoa; Chordata; Actinopteri; Perciformes; Serranidae
Gene: plcd3a
Product: phospholipase C, delta 3a
Exons: 15
Coding region: 700-2952 (750 amino acids)
Biological process (GO): intracellular signal transduction; lipid metabolic process
Molecular function (GO): phosphatidylinositol-4,5-bisphosphate phospholipase C activity; calcium ion binding
Source: RefSeq, a predicted model, not a curated record
UAAGUGCCUCCCACCCACCCCAAACCUGCUUGUUUAUGUAUGUGAGCUCCUGGAUGGCUGCGGAUCAGGAAGAAAGAAAAAAAAAUCCCAUUUUAUGCUCUUCCUGACAGGACCAGUUUCAGACCGCCCAGCUGAGCUCUGUCCCUCUGCUCUCUGUUAUAACUCCAUUACAAAGACUUAAUUAAGUUUCCAGCCACUGCUCUGAUACCACAAGCACGUUCACAUUCACUCACAAAAAGGACUCAAGUCUGGGUCUUCUUUUUUUCAAACAGCACAACACCAUUUUGAUCCAUGUAGAUUCAUCUGGAUGUAAAAGAUAGAUUUGACUUUAACAGAAUUGAUUGUUGUUGUUGUUGUUGAAUGUUUGCAGUUUCUUGACAUGGCCAACAGGGGGCGCUGCACUCUAACUGAUUAGUAUACAGACAUGAAUAGGGACUAUUUCAAUGCUUUAAAUGCCUAUUUACUCUGACUCAUCCUCCAUGCAAGAAACAUUUUUGAUGAUAUUCUAAUCUCUUUUUUUCUCCAUCAAAUUAACCAGAACUUUGAAAUCAUCCGCAGCCCAAGGACACAUGAACCUCACUGGGAAAAUAUGAAAGUUUUUAGAAGGCCAGAGAUGCUGUGGCAUGUAACAAACAAGGCAGAAUAUGACAUUCAGGUCAGCAAUUCACAGGGCUGCUGGACAAUGAGGACGUACGAGCGAUGAUGCAGGGCUGCAGCAUGGUGAAAGUUCGCUCUUCCAGGUGGCAGAAGAGCCGAAACCUGCGGCUGCUGGAUGAUGGACUAACAGUGUGGUGUGAAUCCACCAAGAGCUCCCGCAAAGCCAAAGCCCAGCAGACAUUCGCAGUGACAGAAGUGGAGUGUGUGCGUGAGGGCUGCCAGUCGGAGGCGCUGAGACGGCUGAUCGGGUCGGUGCCGGAGAACCAGUGCUUCACAGUGGUCUUCAGGGGGGCCAGGAAGAGCCUGGACCUGCUGUGCCCCUGCGAGGACGAAGCCCGGCGCUGGGUGCGAGGGCUCCGCACUCUUAAGGAGCACGUGGGCAACAUGACUCAGAAGCAGAAACUGGACCAUUGGAUCCGAGGCUACCUGAAGCGAGCGGAUCAGAACCAGGAUGGCAAGAUGAGCUACGACGAGGUCAAGCGGCUGCUCCAGAUGAUCAACAUUGACCUGAGUGAGCAGUAUGCCCGCUGUUUAUUCAAGAGGUGUGACCGGUCCGGUGAUGAUCGUUUAGAUCAUAUAGAGAUCGAGGAGUUCUGCAGGGAGCUGCUGCGGCGGCCCGAGCUGGACGCCGUGUUCAGACACUAUUCCAGUAAUGGUUGUGUGCUCGCCACUGCUGAGCUGCGAGACUUCCUGGGAGACCAAGGAGAGGACGCAUCGCUGAAUCAUGCUCAGAGCCUGAUACUUACCUAUGAGCUCAAUGAGUGGGCUCAGAAGAAUCAGUUCAUGACCCAGAAUGGUUUCACCAUGUACAUGCUGUCUCUGGAGAACGAUGUGUUCAACCCUGACCAUGGCAGAGUCUGCCAGGACAUGAGCCGCCCUUUGGCCCACUACUUCAUCUCCUCAUCGCACAACACUUACCUUACCAAGGACCAGGUCACCAGCGCCAGCAGCACCGAGCCGUACAUCAAGGCUCUGAAUCAGGGCUGCCGCUGUGUGGAGUUGGACUGCUGGGACGGAGAUAAAGGCGAACCUGUCAUCUACCACGGCCACACUCUCACCUCCAAAGUGCCUUUCAAGGAGGUCAUCGAAACCAUCGCCCAGUACGGCUUCAAGGCCUCCCCAUAUCCUCUGAUCCUCUCCUUGGAGAACCACUGUUCUGUGGAGCAGCAGGCUGUCAUGGCCAAACACCUCCGCACCAUCCUGGGCAGCAAACUGCUCACCAAGCCCCUCAGUGCCCAGCCGCUGAAGGAUCUUCCUUCUCCUGAGGAGCUAAAAGGCCGUAUUCUGGUGAAAGGGAAGAAGCAGAUUCCUCACUUGAGCCAGCUGGGAAAGAAUGGCAGCUGUGCCAGCUUCUCCUCCAGCUCUGAAGAUGAACAAGGGAGCACCAAUAAAAACACGCCAAAGAAGGAUCCCGCAAAGGUCUGUUCUAAACUGAGCCCAGAGCUAUCAGAGCUGGUGGUGUACUGCAGGAGCGUCCCCUUCCGAGGGUUUGAACAUCCAUCUAAAAAACUUCCAAAUGAACUGUCCUCCUUCUCCGAAAGUGACGCCCUCAGGCUCAUCAAAGACUCGGGAAAGCUUUUUGUGAGACACAACAGCAGGCAGCUGAGCCGGAUCUACCCCUCCGGCCAGCGCCUGCAAUCAUCCAACUAUGAUCCUCAGGAAAUGUGGAACGGUGGCUGCCAGAUGGUGGCUCUGAACUUUCAGACCCCCGGGGAGCAGAUGGACCUGAACCAAGGUCGCUUCCUCCCCAAUGGGCGCUGUGGAUACAUUCUCAAACCAAGCUUCCUGUGCAGCUCUGCCUCCGAAUUUAACCCUGAGAACACAGGAGGAGGCCCCGGUCACAUCCCCACCCAGCUGACCAUACGAAUCAUAUCUGCACAGCAGCUGCCAAAAAUCAAAACAGAGAAGGCCAGCUCCAUCGUGGACCCGCAAGUGUGGGUGGAAAUUCACGGCGUGGCGAUCGAUAAUUCGAGAGGCAAAACCCACCGCAUCGACAACAACGGUUUUAACCCACGCUGGGACUGCACUCUGAGCUUCCAGCUGCAGGUCCCUGAUCUGGCCCUGGUGCGGUUUGUAGUGGAGGACCACGAUCACACCGCCAAGAACGACUUUGUGGGGCAGUUCACUCUACCUUUCAACAGCCUGCGAACAGGUUAUCGACAUGUUCAUUUAUUGAAGGCAGAUGGAUCCAGUCUGUCCCCCAGCACACUCUUCAUCCAUGUCAAAGUGAGCCGCAAAGGAGUUCCCAUCAAAACUGUGUCUGAGCGUAUGGCCAUCGCCAAAGGCAAGGCAUGACGAGCAUCUGAACUAGAUGGAAAGCUGCAUUUUUCUGACAACAAAGGGCUUUGGAAAAAAAGGAGCUCUGAAUGUGAGCAGAGAGCUGCUGCCGGUUGCUGCCAGUCGCUCUCCCAGUCCAGACCUCAAGUGGUCCAAUUUACACCGAGAACACGACAGAAAAGAUGUCGUUUAUCAGAGAUGAAGAAAUGCACCGGCUCUUAGCAAAUGAAUCACCUCAGCCUGGGUAAUGAGUCCAUGUUACACUGUGGGAGUAUCCGGUCUCGUCGGUGCUGAGUGCUCUGAGGAGAGCGGCUCAUGAAAUACAUCGAUAUGGGACUUGUUACAAAAUAAAUUUUAAUGUUAGCUCUCAUGUGUAGGAGGUUUUCUCAUAAUCUGUUGUACGAUCCUUUUGUAUUUUAGAUUUCAGUUAACAUUUUUACGCCUAAAUAUUUGACUUAAGGAUAGUUUAACAAGAAAUACUUAAUACUUACUUAACUGAGGUGUCUCACAAGUGCUAUAAGUGAUAAAUAUGACUUUUAUUAACUGUGAUGUUAUAAUAUUUCAGUGUUUGACGAAAGUUGUUUUUGUCCAUGAAGGUUGAAAUUGUUUAUUCAGUUUGUCUUACUUGAUACUCCACAUACUUGGCACUUUUUAAUUUUAAUGACAACUUACAAAUGAACUUGAAGCAAAGACAGUAUUAACUUAACUUUCUUAAAAAAUGUCACUUGUUGUAUUUGCCUCAGCAUCAUUUCACACAAAAUAAGUGUUUAUGUGUUUGACUUUUGUUACGUGCUUUUCUAUUAACCAGUUCUCAUCCUGACAGUUUAAGAUUAAGAAAAUUGUGGUUAAACACUAAUUGCAACAAUCUAACCACCACUUACUGUAGGCUACAGUGAAUCAUUUAAUACUCUUAUAAGGAGCUGCUCUGAUAAUAAAACGUUGCAGUAAUAAAAGGUGCUGAACGUGGAUUAGUGUAAUUACAGUGUAUGUGACCGGGAUAGGUUUCAAUAGCAUGCAACAAAUGAUGACUUUGCAGUGUUGAAGCGUAAAGCUUCUGUUGUGUGAAUGGAAGUUGAUAUUAUGUAUGCAAGAGAAAAUGCUGUUUUGAUAAAAUCACUAAUAACACGCCA